AUGUCUUCAAAUACUUUUUUGAUUCUUUUGGUAGUAUUAAAUCUUUUUAUAAUUCAUUCUGCUUAUCGUAUUGAUUCAAAUAAUGAAGCAUUAUUUUCUAAUUAUAAUGGAAAAGUAAAUGAUGAAGAGUAUUUGGAUAAUUUCAAAACUACGGAAGAAAAUCCAUUAGAUAAUUAUUAUAUUAUUCCAUGUCAUGGAAAAUCAUCGCAUAUUCUAUGCAACAAACUCGAUCAUUUAUCUCGUCGAGACACCGGCUUCUUACGUUUUGGUCGCAAACGAUGA
Molecule: messenger RNA, 282 nt
Organism: Adineta steineri
Lineage: Eukaryota; Metazoa; Rotifera; Eurotatoria; Adinetida; Adinetidae
Source: the annotation of a GenBank genome assembly